Messenger RNA from Lachancea mirantina, 939 nucleotides. Lineage: Eukaryota; Fungi; Ascomycota; Saccharomycetes; Saccharomycetales; Saccharomycetaceae. The record is from the annotation of a GenBank genome assembly.
AUGGAGCGCUUGCAACGAAUCAUGAUGAAUCAACGAGCUGGUAUGAUGGGUGGAACUUCUACGGGGGAGUCAGCAAUGGAUGACACCAAAGAAACCGUUUUCAUUUCUUCAUUGGCUCUCCUGAAGAUGUUGAAGCACGGACGAGCUGGUGUGCCAAUGGAGGUCAUGGGCCUGAUGCUUGGGGAAUUUGUGGAUGAGUACACUGUUAACGUCGUGGAUGUAUUUGCUAUGCCACAGUCUGGGACGGGUGUGUCUGUUGAGGCAGUGGAUGACGUUUUUCAGGCCAAGAUGAUGGAUAUGUUGAAACAGACAGGAAGAGAUCAAAUGGUGGUAGGAUGGUACCAUUCACAUCCAGGAUUUGGCUGUUGGCUAUCAUCGGUUGAUGUGAACACUCAGAAGUCAUUUGAACAGCUCAACAGUAGGGCUGUUGCUGUUGUGGUAGAUCCCAUACAAUCCGUUAAGGGAAAGGUAGUCAUUGAUGCCUUUCGGUUGAUCAACACAAACAUGAUAAUGAGAAAUCAAGAACCACGCCAAACGACUUCCAAUGCAGGGCUUUUGAACAAGCCCAAUAUUCAGGCUUUGAUACAUGGGCUGAACAGACACUACUAUUCACUGAAUAUCGACUAUCACAAAAGCUCUACAGAGACCAACAUGUUGAUGAAUUUACACAAAGAACAGUGGCAAUCAGGCCUCAAAAUGCACGACUAUAAGGAAAAGGAGAGCAAGAAUCUGAGCGCAAGUCAGCAAUUGGUUAAAAUUGCUGAGCUGUACUCGAAACGCAUCGAAGAGGAAAGGGAUUUUACCGAAGACGAAUUGAAGACGCGUUACGUCGGGAAGCAAGACCCCAAAAAGCAUCUCUCGGAUCUAGCUGAAGGCGUUUUAGAAGAGAAUAUAGUUUCCGUGCUCACUGCAGGUGUGAACGCUUCUGCAAUAAAAUAG